AAAUCGCAACAAUUUCAAACGGCAGUCUCUUCCAAGACUCUCUCUCUCCAACCGUUUUCUCUUUCAAGUCACUCUUCUUCUUCUUCUUCAUCGAGUCCAAAGUCUUGAACAUUGAUAAAGCAAAAUGCCGCAUCCCGCGGAUUUGCAAAGCAAUUCCGAGUUCGAUGACUCAGAUUCAGUCUCCACCGCUGCCGCUUCAGCAUGUAAUCCCAAUUUGAAUCGUGAUCUCUUCAAAGAUCUCGUCGAAAUUGUCCCUCUCAUUCAGUCCCUCAUAGAUCGUAAACCGAGUCGUUCGUUCCCUCAUCGUAGUUCCAUGAUCUAUACCAAAGCACCACCAAAAGAAAAAAAGCAAUCUAUUUCUGCCACCAAGACGAGGGACCAUGGAGCAAAAGAACAAGGACAAAACUCUGAUGCUGAUAGCUUUUCUAUGUUUUCUGGAAGAGCUUUUACAUCAGAGAAGGACAUAGAAGAGUUGGUUGCCUUGAAGGAACAGAUAGGGGACCUUCAGUUGAAAUUAAAGGAGAAAGAUGAACUUUUAAAGUCAGCAGAUGCAAAACUGGAUGAAAUUAAACACCAGGUUUCAGAAAAGGAUGGUUCCCUAAAGUAUACUCAACAACAACUAUCUGAUGCUAAGAUUAAACUCGCAGAUAAGCAAGCUGCCCUUGAAAAGAUAAAUUGGGAAAUGAUGACAUCCAACAAGAAAGUGGAGAAACUUCAAGAAGAGCUGGACUCUGUGCAAGUAGACGUUUCGACAUUCACGUUGCUGCUUGAAAGCUUAGCAGAUACUGACACUGCUAUGUACACAGAUGAUUAUGACACCAAGCCUUAUGUUUUCAAUCACGUGCCUGAAAUUGAUGAUAUGGAUGAAAUGGAAUGGCAGAAAAUGGAAGAAGCAAGAAAAGCUUACAUUGCUGCAGUUGCUGUUAGCAAAGAAAAGCGAGAUGAAGAAUCUAUUGCUGCCGCUGCUAAUGCUAGGUUACGUCUUCAAUCUCUAGUUUUCAAAUCCAAAAGUUUUAACAUAUGAUUUAACUAAUUUAGUCUUACACGCCGGGCCCUCCAGUCACAACUCACAAAUAGUAAAGCAAUUAUCUAGUUUGGACUUUGGAUGGAAGAUAUUCUUUAGUCUACACGCUUGUUUGUGAACAAUAGUAGAAGUUUUUACUGUUUUCAUGUAACAAAUCAAUGAAUUAGAACUCGUUCAACCUUCAACAAGGUUUACAUGUGAGUCCCAGAAUUGUGGCAUUCAGCAAGUUUUCUUCCAGUAACUGAUUCUAAGUUGCAGAGGCUAUUUGUGUUGGGGACUGCUGUUAUUAUUGUUCAAAUCAGAAGACUGUUACUGUCAUGAGUAUCUCAGAAUAUGUGGCUUCCUAUCUCUCUGUGUGGGCAUGUAUUCAGCCUUUAGUAUCCAAGUUGUCUUCUGGAUUCAUACUUUCACUAUGUUGUCCAUAUCUUUGUUUCCAGAAGCUAGACCUUGUGUUAUUUUAUCAUCUGAAUUGUUAAUAUCUGCACUCAAAUUUCUGUAUUUGUUCAUGUUUGUUUGUUAUUUUGAAAUGUACAAAUGCAAUCUAAACUUAUUGUUUUAUCA
This is a messenger RNA of Vicia villosa (hairy vetch), 1585 nucleotides long. RefSeq names its product protein MICROTUBULE BINDING PROTEIN 2C. NCBI's taxonomy places the organism in Eukaryota, Viridiplantae, Streptophyta, Magnoliopsida, Fabales, Fabaceae. The coding region runs from base 125 to 1024 and encodes 299 amino acids. Gene Ontology annotation, biological process: plasmodesmata-mediated intercellular transport. The transcript is spliced from 5 exons. Gene Ontology annotation, molecular function: microtubule binding. The record is from RefSeq and is a predicted model, not a curated record.